This is a messenger RNA of Cladocopium goreaui, 7689 nucleotides long. The record is from the annotation of a GenBank genome assembly. NCBI's taxonomy places the organism in Eukaryota, Dinophyceae, Suessiales, Symbiodiniaceae.
AUGGGCCAAGGCCUGUUGAGUGUUGGUUUUCGACCAGUUGCUGCCUGUGACCAGAACGGGCGCAUGCUUGACCUUUACAGGUCCCAGCUGGACGUGCCUUUGAUCUGUGGUGACAUUGCUGAUUUGUCCACAGUCAAGAAACUGUGGGAUGUCUACCCGAAAUCAGCGACCAUUUGCGCUGGUGUGUCAUGUCAGCCAUAUUCGUCCCUUGGGGACAAAGGAAGCGGAAGUGACCCCCGCGCUCGCAGCUUGCCAGCCACCCUGGCAUGUGCCCAUUUUCUGAGAGCAGUUGUUGUGAUCUUGGAAUGUGUCAGUCCUGCUCAGCAAGACACAUAUGUUCGCAUGCAUAUAGAUCGUUUUUGUCGAAAAACGGGUUUUCACUGCACUGAGGAAGUCCUGAGGCUUCAAGACUGUUGGCCAUGCUCCCGCAACCGAUGGUGGGCCAUCUUGUCUGCACCAGCCUUGGGCCCCAUCCAGUUUCGACAAAUGCCGGCGUACUCAGAAUGCAGCCAGAUCCAACAUGUGAUGCCGUACAUCAUUCGAUGGCCUUUCAAUCAUGAACAUGACCUUGCUUUGACCCAUGCUGAAAGAGUUGCGUUCCAGGUGGAUCAUGAAGAAGGAUGUCCUUACCUGAUGAAUAGGUCUGGCAUCCUUCCUUGUCCAUUGCAUGCUUGGGGGUCUCAAUUGCGGGCAUGUCCCUGUAAAUGCCGUAAUGCCCCCCUGUCAGCUGAGCGCCUUUUGCACCGGGGUUUGUUUGGGGUUGUGCUCCGAUCUGCUGCUGAUCGUGAUGGCCAGAGUACCCCAAGACAUAUUCACCCUUCCGAAUGUGCUGCUCUUGUUGGUCUGGACCUUGCUGCAGACUAUGGAGAGAAUGUCCUUUUGACGUUGGCAGGCAUUGGACAGAUUGCCUCACCUAUUCAAUCCACAUGGGUUGGAGCACACGUGAUCAGUCACUUUGCCUGGCUCAAAGAUGGAUCCAAACCAUUCCAUCCUACUGAGCAUUUGAAUGCAUAUAGGAGUUGGCUCCUUGCUCGAUGCAGGAUUUUGUGGCCGGUUGAUGUUGCUCCCCACACUACCCUGAAUGCUGAGGCCAAACUUUGGGAAUCGGUUGUUUUGCCCAAACUGCAUGACCUUUUGCACAUGGAUGAAUGGGAUUUUUUCAUGACUGAGCGAUGUCUUGCGGCAGUGAUGAGCCAGCUCAGGGAACAGCCUCCACCAGAGGAAAUUGCACGACCUCAACAUGCUGCCACAGCAAUGGAUGAAGGUAGCGCCAUGACUGACAGUGAGCCUGAUCCUGAAGUCCCGGCCGUUUUUGCCGAAGUUCCAAGGUUUCAUGUUGUGCAUGUCCCAGAAGGUUGCGCUGCCAUUUUGUACCCGCCUGAUCACUCUGUGUCUUUUGUGCGCAUUGAGGCUGGCACCACGGUGCAACAGUUGCUUGAGGCUGAAAGUAGAUUGUAUGGUUUUGAAUGGACCCAGGUCUCUGCAUUUAAGAUGGAUGGUACCCUGUGGCAGUUGCGUGACACCAUUUGCCCUGGCCAGUUGGCUCAGAUGUGUUUCAUCCCUCAUGUCCAUGCAGGUGACCCAGAGUACUUCGGUUCUCGCAUGCAGGUACCAGGCUUCCCUGGUGAAUGUGGCCAGUUGCCUAUGCAGAUUUGUCACACUGACCAUCCAGGGGAAUCCGGGCUACUCCCCUUCAAAUUGCCCGUGAAUGAUGCUGCAAGGGUCUUUUGUGCUGGUGAUGCCUUUCCCAGGAGCCUUCAUGAUGAUGUGGGGUCUACUGGACCUGAGGUUGGGGAAUACGGGCCACUCCCCUUCAAAUUGCCCGUUCCAUGCCAUGAAAUGUCUGGUCUGCAUGAUGGCGCCACAAUUGGGGAAUACGGGCCACUCCCCUGCAAAUUGCCCGUUGCCGAAACUGCUGCAGAGUCCGGUAGCUCAGAUGGAGUGCCAUUUGCACCAAUGCCUUUGCCUGAACUUGCCAUGACCCGCCCCGGGGAAUCCAGGCCACUCCCCUUCAAAUUGCCUGGCAGUAGUGACUCCCAUGUUGCCCCUGCGUCCAGUGCAGGUGACCGAUCGGAUGUGAUUCCCUCUGCUGAAUCUGAUGAGGUUGCACCCAGUGACAGACCGCAUGUUGUUUCACCCCCAGACGAGACAAAGAGCUCAGUUGCACUUGAUGGCAGUGUCCGUGUCUUGCAUCCGAAUCAGCCAGGGCAGUCCUUGCCAUGCAGCCCUCAUGCCUUGGACCAUCAAGGGGAAUCUAAGCCGUCCUCUAAGCCAAUGCCUGUUUUGCAUGGAGGUAGUGCCCCAACAGACCCCGUUGCUUGUAAUGCCACGACCAUGCAUGCUGCCCCACCAGCCGGUGGUGUACCGCCAUGUGCAUCCGUUGCCCGUAGCCCCCUGGUUUACCUUGACGCUGUAGGAUUAGGUCGCAUGCAGUGCUCCUUUCCCACCACCCAGGCAGUGGUCAAUUCCAUGCGUCAACAGGUCCUUACUGUUGAGGAUCGCAAGCUCAUCUUGGACAGGCAAGGCGCCCUGUGGGCAGAUGAUGAAAUUGCGUGGCACUUAGCCAACAUCCAGCGGCUCUGUGCACCAUGCCUUGAGCUCACCGUGAUUGACCCCCUGUUGGUCUUUGGUUGGGUUCAUGUUGGGUUUGACAAUUUCCAUGAUUGGCUUCGGCAACAUUGCCCAAAACCGUGUACCAUUGCCACUGUAGUGUAUGCCAACCAACAUUGGAUCCCAGCCUUUUUGAAGCCUAUGAAUGGAACCUUGUUUGCUCACACGUGGGAUUCCCAACAAGCAGACCAUGGAUGUUUGGAUGCCCUCUUUGCCCACCGGGCAGGUCACUUUGGCUUGCGUGAUCACCAACACAUCCGCCUUGUCCGUAUGUUUGACAUGGAUGAGGGGUGUGGUGCUAUGGCCAUUGCCUUCCUGGCCCACACGGCAUUGAAUCGCAUGCUCCCCAACACCCCAUAUGAAGUGGUUGAAUUCCAUAACAAGCUGCGAGAACAGUUCUGUCUUCAGGGUUUGAUUGGUGGGGUAUGCUCCAAGCCAUGGUUAUGGGGUAAUGGCCCAAUCCCUCAGGUUGAACAAGAGUUGGCUGCCUUUCUCAUUCAACAAGGUGUUCCCGUGGAGCAAUCAGCCAAUCGAGCCAAGUCUGCUCUACAGGCCAUUGGUGCUGCACCCAUUGCAGAAGCACUGCAGUCGCGCAUUCCUUGGAAGCAAUUGAAAACUUUGGGGAACCAAGUCAAGUACCAGUUCCUGUUGCCCAGCGAGUUGAAAGCCAAAAUUGCAGGUGUUGCUGGCAAGACAGCCAUUGGACGCCCCAAAGGAGGCAAGAAAAGCAAACGGGUCCCACAGGAAGAGGCGCCACUUGAGUUGGACCCUACCAAAUUUGCUGUUCAACCAGGGGUCUUUCAAGCAGCCAACCAUCCGCUCACACAGAUCCAGCUUAGUGAUGUGGGACCUUUGGCUGAGGGUUUUUGUUUUGCAACUAGAAAAGAAGCGGAGCCAUAUCUGAAACAUGGCCAGCCGGUUAGCCAGCUGCCGCUUGCCCUGUUGAUUCCACAGUGCAGUGGGUCUGACAUGGUCACUGCAUUGCCCAGCUGUAUGCUCACAGUCCCCUGCCGAUGUGUCGUCAAUCAGGAGCCGCUUUUGGUUGAUGUGAUGAUGGUUCAGAUUGGUCAGGGAUUUGUUGAAAAAGCCAUGAGUCCCCAAACUCUCAAGGUUGAUGCGGUUGAAGCUGGGGCCCUCAAGCUGAUUGUCUUUCGGGAUGAAAUUGAAGGCUCAUGGGAGUCCUUCACCCAAGCUCCCAUGCGGUAUAUUGUCCACCACAUGCCACUGCUGCGCCUGUGCAAGGAGGAAAAAUGUACGUGUCCCCACUGGCAUAAUCAUGAAGGCCUGGACACUUGUGAUGCCCUGUUGGAUGUGUGGAGACCCCAGUACUUGAAGCCGGGGUACCGACCUGACAACCCCUCCAGUGCAUCCAUGUAUGGUGUGUUCAUCCGAACACCCAUGUGCUUGGUUCAGCCACUUUUGAAAAUGAGCGGCGCAGGCCAAGAAACUGCCCAAUACCGCCAGAUGUGGGCUGUGAUUGAGGAAACAGCCUCUCGUGCGAGCCCUGUGCCAAUUGGCAAAGCAUCCAGAGGCCGAGCUCAGACAUUGAAACCACGGAAAGUUGUGGGACAUGCCCAUGCUCCUCUCCGGGCCCCAAGAGCUGGUGAUGUGCAGCCUUCCUACUUUGGAAUUUCCCUGAAACAUGCUCAUUGGUAUCGACAGGUGAGACGCCUGCAGGCUUUUGUCAGGUUUGUGAAGGUUAGGAGACCCACAGCUGACCCGUCCCAUGCGGGCUCCACUUGGGGUGCCAUUAAACGUGCCAAGGGUUUUGAACCAAGUUUUGCAGACUGGUGGAGACACAGCACCACUCGUGUUCAUGGAGCCCCUGCUGAGCUUCCUGAGCAUCCACCUGACCAUGGUGUUGCCCAAACCAUCUAUGAUACCUGCCUACUGGCCUUGCGCAAACUUGAACUUGAUUUAAGGCGAUCGAGCCGGGCCCAUGCCAAAGCACGACGUCUGGCUAACCCCCAGCUCAUUUUCCAGGACAUUCGUGUUCCUGGCCCUGAAAGCCUUGAUUUGCUGAUUUGCCCAACCCAGGCGAAGGUCAUUCAUGUAGAUGCUGACAUGGGUUGUCCGAUGACUGAAGCUGAUGUACGCGCUGAACUGCGACGUAAGAAGACCCGCACUGCCAAAGGUCUUGAUGGGGUUAGUUUGGCUGAUUUGAAGCAUAUGCCCUCUGGGGUCAUCCAAAGCUAUUGCCGCUUCUUUGAACAUGCUGAACUUUGUGGUUGUUGGCCCCGUCAACUUGCUGUAGGAAGGGUUGCUUCCAUAGCUAAGACCCCCACCCCAACCGGGGCUGCCGAUUACAGACCCAUUACAGUGCUAAGCCUGGGAUACAGAGUUUGGAGCUCCUUCCACUCUCGCAAUUUGAUUGCUGCAUUGGACCCCUGGCUCCCUGCAGGCCUUUUUGGGUCUCGUUUGGCUUGUCACUCAGGUCAUGUCUGGUCCAGCAUCCUGCUUGCCAUCGAAGAGGCCAACGAAUGUGCCAUCCCCCUAGCGGGAGUUGUCUGCGACAUUGAGAAGGCAUUUAAUUGCCUUAGCCGCACUGUUGUGUUUGCAAUUGCCACCCUCUUGCAGAUGCCAAUGAAUGUGCUGACAGGGUGGGCAGGUAUGCUUACUCAGGUCUCCAGACACUUUGAAGUCCGACAGUCUUUGUCCCCGGCCACAUAUAGUUGCACAGGCUUCCCUGAGGGGGAUGGUUUAUCGGUGGUUGCCAUGAUCCUUUUGGAUUGUGCCUUGCAUUGGUGGAUGGAAGAAGGGACCAGAUUGUGCCGCACCCUCACCUAUGUUGAUGACUGGCAGAUGCUUCUUCAAGACCCCAACCAUGUCACGCAUGCAAUGCAGAACCUUGAACAUUUUUGCAGAAUGGUGGAUCUCAAGUUGGACCGUAAGAAAACGUAUGUAUGGUGCCUGACCCGAGAAGGCAGACAAAUGCUCCGUUCCCAGGGGUAUCAUGUUGGUCAUGGAGGCCGCAAUCUUGGAGCUCAUUUGCAGUUGACGCGACAGCACACCAACUCAACCCUUCAAGAGCGCGCCCGCUCCCUUACUGAACUGUGGGAUCGGCUUAGACUUUCAAGUAGCCCAUACAAGCUCAAGGUCCGUGCCUUGACUGUCGCAGCAUGGCCUAAAGGGUUACAUGGUGUUGCAUCAACAGCCCUUGGAAGUCAUUGGAUUGCCAGACUGCGUUCGGGAGCGAUGCGAGGAUUGCAAGCCGAUGGUGCGGGCUGCAGCCCCUGGAUCCAUUUAGGCCUCAUUGAAAAUCCACUAUGCGACCCAGGCUUUUGGUGCAUCAUGCAGACCAUUCGUUGUAUCAGGGAUAGUGCUACAGCUGAUUUCCUGAAGCCGGUCCUGACACGUUUGGUGACUGAACCUUCCGGGGUGCCUGCCAACUCAUUUACCCAUACCUUGUUAGCUAGGGUGCAGAAAAUUGGAUGGUCGCUGCGGGAUGAUGGUAGGUUCCAAGACAGCCUUGGUCCUUUUUGCCUGUUUCAGUCCAAUUUCUUGGAUAUCGAAGCCCGGGCCGCGAUGGGCUGGCAAGGGGUAGUUGCACAACAAGUCAGCCACCGUCAGGGGUUGCAAGACUUGCAGUUGGCUGAUGUCAGAUCCACACGUUUGUGGCUUGCGGCACAGGGAGCUGAAGAUGCGGGCCAUUGUCGAAAGUUGCUCAACGGAGCUCAUUUCACUGCUGAUGCCAAGCAGUAUUGGUGUGAUGAACCGACUGGGAUAUGCCCAUUUUGCUCUUGUUCUGACUCCCGAUACCACAGGUUUUGGCAAUGUGAGAUGUUUUCAGCUUACCGCAGUCACGUUCAUCCUUUGGUUUGGAGCAUGAUUCCGCAGCUGCCUGAGUUUCUUACUUGUUUUGGUUGGAGCAUCAUGCCUGCCACAUGGAAACCAUUUAUGCAAUCCCUCCUUGACAUUUGUGAGCCUGCACCUGACCUUUCGUGUGCUUUGCCGGCUCAUCAGAACUGGGUUGACCUUUUUACAGAUGGCUCUUGCCAAUACCCACAUAUGCCGUGGCGAUUGGCAAGCUGGGCUGUUGUCCAGGCUGACCCGACACAACUUGAGGUUGAAGCCAUGCGAUCUGUUGUUUUAGCUGCAAGCCCACUUCAGGGAAUGAUUCAGACUGCCUUUCGUGCGGAGCUCAGGGCUGCAGUUGAGGCAUUGCGGAUUGGCAGGGCUCUUGGAUGCAAAUUGGCUGAACUGGUAACCGAACUAGGGGCAGGCUCCCUCAUUGUCACAAAAGUUGCAAGUCACCAAGAUGGCCUUCGCGCUACCACUGCUGUGCAUGGAUGGUGUUUUGUGAACAAUGGUUUGGUUGACCAUGCUGCCAAGGUUGCUCAUUUGUUGCGACCACAUGCUUUUCUUGAACUACAUGAACAGUACAUUGCUGACACGCGUUUUGCCAUGUUUGUUUCACGUGAGGUGCAAGAGGUUCUUUUAGCCAUCAGCCGCGCAGUGAUCCAACAUCAGACCGCUGCCGAUGAAGAAGCCCACGGCCAAAUGGUAGACGCUGUGCCUAAGCUUGCUGCUGAUGGUGGAGACUUUGGGCCUUUGGAUCCUCAGCCUUGGGUUUCAGCUGGCAUGUGUACGAAAUUUGGAGAGCGGAUUGUCUGUCAGAUUGCAAAAUGGUUUCAGAACGCGCGCGAAUCCUUUUCUAACUCUCAUGCUCAUUGGAUUUCCUUCUACCAGUUGUAUGUCGACUACAUGUUGUGCAGUGGUGAAGGUGGUCCAAUCAAGCAGGACCGAUGGACUGACCCGGGCUCUAGGCCCAAUGCAGACCUUUUGGAUAUUUCCUUUAAACUGCGAUGUCGAUGGUUUACCCAUUUGGUUAAAGAGCUCUGGAAGCUAUGGACCUACAACAUCAGAGUUGCGUUCACACGGCCACAUUCUGAAACACUUAUUUUGCAUGCCUCGUGCGCUUGGCUCCCGUGGCCAAUGGACAGGCUGGAUUCCAUUGAAGCUUGGAUGAGUGCGCGUCUUCAGGGACCGGCCAAACGUGACGGCCGGCUGCUUCGAUUGCCGACGGCAGUCAAAGACUGCAACAUGCCUGGAAUCUCAGGCACAAUGGAGGUAAGGUAA